Molecule: messenger RNA, 735 nt
Organism: Gongylonema pulchrum
Lineage: Eukaryota; Metazoa; Nematoda; Chromadorea; Rhabditida; Gongylonematidae
Source: the annotation of a GenBank genome assembly
AUGUCCACGAUUCCGAAAUGCGUUUGGCAUUCUUUGCAGCUAUUUUCUGUUUUGCAAUUUGCAAAGUAUUACUGUAAUUGCUGCCUGGACUACUGUGGUACUGAGAAAAAUCGAAAAUUCCAUUCGCCAACAAUGUUUCUUGCACGAUUAGCUGGAGUGUUAUCAAAUGCAGCAUGGUUUAGCGCAAUACUAACGCAUUUUUUUGUUUCGUUGAAUCGCUUUUGCGCGUUUAUGUUUCCCAUACGAUAUAAUAGACUGUGGUCUGAAACGAAAGCUCUUUUGGCUGGAUGUUUUUCGUGGUCUGUCGGGAUAACUUUUUCUCUUCCUGCGCUUUUCGGCAAGUCACUUUCAUUUUUUUGUUCACUGAUAUUUCAUGAAUCGUCAGACUAUCGCUGGUCUUAUCGUCCGACACUGUGUGGCUCAAUUUUGGGAAAUGCUGAUGUCGUUGGGACGAUAGCAAUAACACUGUCGAUGGCAUGCCUCGAUCUCAUCACAUAUAUCAAAUAUCUUGCUCACCAAAAAGCGAUUAGCACAAAUAUGUUGGUGCAGACAAGUGGUGGCAUGAAAGAGCACGAUGUAAUGUUCCUCAAGCAGUCCUGUGUUUGCGGUUUAUUUUAUGUCACGUGCAUUGUUGUGUUCAAUUUCAAUUCUCACUUUUCUACCAACAAAUGGUUUCUAUUCGGAACGAGCACAAUUUACUGGAUCUUCACACAUUCGAUGGAUGGGUACAGUUGA